Trichoplax adhaerens is the source of this 1011-nucleotide messenger RNA. RefSeq lists its product as uncharacterized. Gene Ontology annotation, cellular component: endoplasmic reticulum membrane. Gene Ontology annotation, molecular function: phosphatidate cytidylyltransferase activity. The record is from RefSeq and is a predicted model, not a curated record. NCBI's taxonomy places the organism in Eukaryota, Metazoa, Placozoa, Uniplacotomia, Trichoplacea, Trichoplacidae. Bases 1 to 1011 code for a protein of 336 amino acids. The transcript is spliced from 12 exons.
AUGUGCAUCCAAAUUCGCUGCUUUUACGAAAUUAUUGCAGUCGGCCAUAAAAAAUACAGGGAGGAAAAUUUACCAUUUUUCCGGAGUCUAAGUUGGUCAUUUGUUGCAACCGUAAACUACUUUCUUUAUGGUGAAAGUUUAUCCCAAUAUUUUCAAAAUUUUCUUCAAAAGGAUGAAAUCUUGCAACCGCUUGCUUCGUAUCAUCGAUUCAUUUCGUUUAUGAUGUAUUUGUGUUGUUUUGUCUUGUUUGUACUGACCUUAAAGAAAGGAUAUUACAUGGUGCAAUUUGCUUUGUUUGGUUGGACUCAUAUAAUCAUAUUACUUUUGGUUGCUCAAUCCCAUCUGAUGAUUCAAAAUAUUUUCGAAGGCCUAAUUUGGUUCUUAUUACCUGUAUCACUGGUUAUUUGUAAUGACAUUAUGGCGUACAUUUUUGGAUUCUUUUUUGGUCGUACUCCUCUUAUUAAGUUAUCUCCCAAAAAAACCUGGGAAGGAUUCAUUGGUGCCCUAUUUUCUACAUUGAUUUUUGGUUUCCUUUUUACCAACUUCUUAGCUCGAUAUCAAUAUUUUGUUUGUCCAGUAAAGUAUAACAGCACUCUGAACAAGGUUAGAUUAGAGUGUGAUCCGUCCUAUGCCUUUCGAUUAAAAGAAUAUACUAUUCCAGUGGGAAUAUAUUACAAAACCGUCAUUAUGUAUCCCCUUCAAGUGCACACUUUGGCUUUCUCUAUAUUUAGUUCUUUAAUAGCUCCUUUUGGUGGUUUCUUUGCUAGUGGCUUUAAACGUGCAUUUAAAGUUAAGGAUUUUUCUGAAGCUAUUCCUGGUCAUGGUGGUCUAAUGGACAGAUUUGACUGUCAACUUCUUACCUCAACUUUCGUCCAUGUUUAUUAUUUUUCAUUUCUGAGGAGUGAAGAUCCAGCUAGACUGUUGGGACAAAUUCGCAGGCUUAAUGUAGAUAGUCAGUUGUAUCUCUUCAACGAGAUCAAAAAGCUAUUGGAGGCUGCUGGAAAACUCUAA